This is a messenger RNA of Leishmania mexicana MHOM/GT/2001/U1103, 2181 nucleotides long. RefSeq lists its product as hypothetical. Bases 1 to 2181 code for a protein of 726 amino acids. Gene Ontology annotation, cellular component: plasma membrane. Gene Ontology annotation, biological process: potassium ion import across plasma membrane; regulation of monoatomic ion transmembrane transport. NCBI's taxonomy places the organism in Eukaryota, Euglenozoa, Kinetoplastea, Trypanosomatida, Trypanosomatidae. The transcript has a single exon. Gene Ontology annotation, molecular function: inward rectifier potassium channel activity. The record is from RefSeq and is a predicted model, not a curated record.
AUGCUGCGCGGUGUCUCGUUGGUGCCGCAGCAGCGGGCGGUGAAGGACCCGCAAGACCUUCCCAGCGAGCUGAAGAACUCUCUCCUCGGUGUGUCAUUCUUCCAUGCUCCUCCAGGCUACGGGUCGACCGGCGGCAGCUGCGCCAACUCGGCGCAGGUGUCGUCGCCGCUUCUGGCGCGUGAGAUGUCGCAAUCACAGCACCUCUUCUCGAGAGGGCCCUCCCCGUCCUCGCUCAUGUCACGAGUCUUUCGAUCGGCGAAGCCUCGCUACAGCGCCGGCCUCACGGGGCAGGUGCCGGUCUUCGACUACAACGGCAGCCUCACGACGCGCCAGGUCGGUGUCCACACCUUUCGCUUUCGCAGUCUGUCCCUCUUCUACUUUCUUCGCUCGCAGCCGUGGGCAGUGCUAAUCACGUACUCCAUCGUCCUCUACCUCAUCAUUGUGCUGCUCAUCACAGCCGUCUACUACGCGUGGGGGAUGGCGUGCGGGGCGGCAGUGAACGCGGUGUCCGCCAUCUACUUCACAGUCGUGAGUCUGGCGGCCAACGGCGGGUACAUGGGCGAGGACGGAGACACGAUGACGGACGCCACUCACAUGUGCUACCGCGGUCGCACCGCCAUCGUGAUGGUGUGCUCGUACGUGAACAUCCUGUUCGUCGGCCUCGUCGCGGCCCUCGUGGUCAGCAAGGCCGAAUACACGGGCAAGCUGGGCCACCGCGUGGUCUUCAGCGACUUCUGCACGCUGACAACCGUCCCAGGCCGGGUGGAUCAGUGGCGGCUGGUGUUUCGAGUAGCCAACGUAGACAAUCACAUUCCUCUGGCUCGCGGCAAGCUGCGCCUGUUCUGCGUUACGGCAGAGCCCCUCAAGGACUACCACUUACGUCAACAGCAGCUUCAGGAGCUGCGGCACUCACGCCCCAUGAAGAAACUCGCGGGAUCGACGUGGAGCGGCGCCCAUCAGCUCCUGCCAGGGGUGGAGCUCGACGGAGGUGGCGGCGGGCGGCAGCCGCAGCGGAUAGCGCCGCCGUCGGCGGAGGCAGAUGAUAGCCUUCACUCUGCGAAGGCAAAGAGACGACACGCAAAGCCGCAUAGUCAUCGACACAGCGCGCUGGCGCCACUUGACUCUGCUGGGAGCGGCAGCAGAGAGGAUAAAAGCGGGUUGACCCGGGCGCAGCGGGAUCGGCAGCUGCACAAGAGCGGCAGUGGUGGUCAUACAGACGAGCCGGACAGUCCGAGACGCCAUCGCUGGCAGCGCCGUGAAGGCUCUCUCGAUCCCCACAAAAGCCACGGCAUGCCGUCCAAAGAAAGCGGGGGACGCCGGAGCGGCUCCAGCAGGUCGUCGUCUGGCUCUGACGACUCCACACUGAGCACCUCCGUUGCUUCGCCCCGCUACCUGUCGGUCUCGUCUUCUGCGAAAGCCACCUCCUCCACACGCACAGGACGCAAGGCGAUCACCAGAGAGAAGGCUCUGUCGCCGAAGUCGCGGACCAGCUCAGCGGUGGACAACGUGGACUUGGACGAGGCAAACUCGUCCGUGAGCAGCUGGGAGGGCAGCUACCUCGACGCCGCCUCCCCGGCCGCAGAGAUGGGAAGCGAGCCCGGCGUUGCCUUCCCCGGCAAGCAAUCUCUGUCACCGACUGGAAUACCUGAGCCUGCUGUCUCGGUCCCCAUUCCAAGCCGCUCUCCCAGCGACGAUGACGGCAAUGUGAUGGAGCGGGUGCAUCUGUGCAUUCAUGAGAUGCGCUGGACCUGCGCCGGGGAGACGUACCUCGACCGCGGUGAACGCGGGCAGCUCUCCCUGUGGUAUCCGGCUGACAUCAUUCACAUCAUCGACGAGCGCAGUCCGCUGCACCCCUUCUUGGAGCGGCCACAGGUCGCGGCGUCGCUCGGGAGCAGCUGUGCCUCUGCCGAGGCGAUGUCCGGAUUCGCGCGUCGCACGGACCUGGUCCGGCAGCACCUCCAAAUUGUGGCCGUCUUUGACGCGACCGAGAUGGAAAGCGGCUCCACCAUUACAGCGAAGCGCACCUACACCAACGAGGACAUUGUAGCCCACUACAAGUUCUCUGACCGUCUCGUGCACAUGCACCCGGAGAGCAGCGAGGUGUUGCUGGACUUCCACUACUUCAACGCGUUGCUGCCGGUGCACCUCGUCGAGCCCUCCACGACGGAGUCGGACAUGUAG